Molecule: messenger RNA, 642 nt
Organism: Musca domestica (house fly)
Lineage: Eukaryota; Metazoa; Arthropoda; Insecta; Diptera; Muscidae
Product: troponin C
Exons: 3
Coding region: 141-614 (157 amino acids)
Molecular function (GO): enzyme regulator activity; calcium ion binding
Source: RefSeq, a predicted model, not a curated record
AAACAUUUUUCUGAUCGAAAGAAAACUCAUCCUCUUAGCGGCGGUAAAAUCACAAAAAUUAGUUGAACAACAAACGCCUAAGAGGCACAUCGGUGAUCAAUUUUUAUCAAAGUUAACUCAAAUAAAACAAUCCCGCCAACAUGGAUGAUCAAUUCAUUGAUGAAGAUCUUACCCCCGAGCAAAUCGCCGUUUUGCAAAAGGCUUUCAACAGUUUCGACAGCCAAAAGUGCGGCAGUAUCUCCACCGAUAUGGUUGCCGAUAUUUUGCGUUUGAUGGGUCAACCCUUCGACAAGAAGAUCUUGGAAGAACUCAUCGAAGAAGUCGAUGAAGACAAGUCUGGCCGUUUGGAAUUCGAAGAAUUCGUUCAAUUGGCUGCCAAAUUCAUUGUUGAAGAAGAUGCUGAAGCUAUGCAAAAGGAAUUGCGCGAAGCUUUCCGUUUGUACGACAAACAAGGCAACGGUUACAUCCCCACCUCCUGCUUGCGUGAAAUCUUGCGCGAAUUGGAUGACCAAUUGACCGAUGAAGAAUUGGACAUCAUGAUUGAAGAAAUCGAUUCUGAUGGUUCCGGUACCGUCGAUUUCGAUGAAUUCAUGGAAAUGAUGACUGGUGAAUAAAUUCUUUGAUUUUGUUUGCUAAGAACAA